Molecule: messenger RNA, 632 nt
Organism: Archocentrus centrarchus (flier cichlid)
Lineage: Eukaryota; Metazoa; Chordata; Actinopteri; Cichliformes; Cichlidae
Product: troponin I, slow skeletal muscle-like
Exons: 8
Coding region: 60-599 (179 amino acids)
Biological process (GO): cardiac muscle contraction; skeletal muscle contraction
Cellular component (GO): troponin complex
Source: RefSeq, a predicted model, not a curated record
CAGAGACUGAUCACACCAACUGGGUGUUCUGCAGAGAUUAAAAAAGACAAAAGUCAACCAUGGCUGAAGCACCAAGAAAAUCAAAGAUCUCUGCAUCUCGCAGACUGGCUCUUAAGACCAAGUUGCUGAAAGUGGCAACUGUGAUGUUUGAGGAGGAAAAGGAGCAAAAGAAGCUGAUGAGAGAAUCAACUCUGAGGGAGAGAGUCCCUCCACUGCAGCUGUCUGGUUUGUCUCUGCAGGACCUUCAGGCUCUAUGCAGAGAACUGCACCAAAAGCUUGAUGUGGUAGACGAAGAACGGUAUGACACCGAAGUGAAAGUGGCCAAAAACAACAAGGAGAUUGAAAAUCUUUCUCAAAAGAUCUUUGAGUUAAAGGGUAAGAUGAAGCGACCUGCUCUUAAGAGGGUAAAGAUCUCAGCUGAUGCCAUGCUGGGAGCUCUGCUGGGAGCCAGGGUCAAAGAGUCUGUGGACUUUAAGGCAAACCUGAAGACGGUGAAGAAAGAGGAGGAGAAGAAAGAGGAGGUGACUGACUGGCGUAAGAAUGUGGAGGCCAUGUCUGGUAUGGAAGGCAGAAAGAAGCUGUUUGAUGCUGGACAGUAGAUUCCUAUUUCUGUAAACUACGACUUUGUUGAC